UAAAAGCGCCAUUUCCUGGAUUUUCAAAGCGAUGAAGCUCUCGAUUUAUGGAUGAUUUUUCGCAUACUGUUUGUGACAGAUGACAGUUUUUCGUCACAACAUUUGCAAAGGUUUAGAAAAGUAUUGUGAACAUUUUCACUAUGAUUGAAAGUGUGCAAGCACGUCAGCGAGGGGCGUACGACUUUGAGGGUCACUAUGACAACCUGUGUGCCAUGCAGGAUUCCUGCCCCCUCCCCGCUGUCAAGGCCCAUCUGGGUCAGGGAGUGCUUGACCUCAAUGGGGACAGAGUCAGAGCCAAUGACUGGCAGCCAGUCCUCAACACCCUCCGGAUUAACAAGAACCUCGAGUUUAUAGCCUUCCGCAGCUACUACCAGCCUCCCUCCGAGGACAAUGAGAAGAAAGCGAUGAUAGAGAAGAGGAAGAUGCCGGCCGUUCGGUCCAAAGAGAUAACGUACCGGUUGUGUAAAGCUCUGAAAGAAUGUCUGGUCAACACUCCAACGCUGUCCUGUCUGGAACUACAGGGUCUGCCGCUCCGGGAACGGGAUCUCACCACACUGAUGAAGGGCCUGGUUAAGAACACUACACUGAAUCACCUCUCAUUGGAGUAUUGCCGCAUUGGGGACACUGGUCUAGAAAUUGUGUGUAAGGGUAUUAAGAAUUCCACAACCAUCAAUUCUGUCAACUUCACUGGCUGUAGUCUGACGGGACGCGGGUCCGAGUCUCUGGCCAAGGUCAUCAAGCACCAAGCUAUGAAGCGCCACAACGAGGCUUGGCGAGACAGUCUACGCUACAGACGACCUGACCUUGACCGCAUGCCAGGUAUCCGUCGCAUCACCAUCAACAACAACCCUAUGUUAGGGGACCAGGGCACCAGUCUACUGGCCGAGGCUCUCAAGGAUGACCUCUGGCUCAAGGCGCUGGAUCUCCAAGGGUGUGGUAUCUCUACGACAGGGGCGAAGGCGUUACUCGACGUACUUAAAUACAACACGACAGUGGUCGUACUGGACGUCCGACGUAACCCUCUUAUAGAUCGUGAUGUGGUACACUCAAUCAUGGAACAGCUGAUGAUCAACUGUAACGGCCAGGAUACUGAGUACAAAUGGAUCAAAGCAGACGAUCCCUUGGAAGGAGGAAAAUUCAAGUCGUCGAAAAAACGUCGAACAAAGACCUUAAACUCCAGCUUUGGCCGUAAAGCCACCAUCAGGAUUUCUGCAGGAGUGGCACGGCGACGUACUAAGUCGGCCGGAGCAGUGGGUGUGGCCAGACGUCUUCAGCUUAACAAUGACGGCGCCAAAUCAGGCAUGCCGUGGAGGACUGCGGCCAGGGCCAACAGAUACAGAGGAUUUCCCCCAGAGCACAUCCCCGGCAAGGCAAGUCUGUUUGAAAAUAGCGAAGUGUCGCCCAAUACAUCUCCAGACCAUUCUGCCUCACUUCUCAUCACCCAUGACGACCUGGAGGACGAGGACACUCUGAGGGAGCUUGAGAAGGUUGUCCUGGACGACAGUGCCCUCUCCACAGGUAUCAACAGUGCCAAGGAGCUACAGAUAGAGCUGAUACAGAUGAAGAGACAGCUACAGCAGGAAAGAUUGGCCAGGGCAAAGUGUGACAAGAAAAUUAUUGAGCUGUCCAUAGAGAACCGACGCCUACAGGAUGACUACGACCGUUUGAGAAGGAGUCACUUCGGAGGCGGGGCACCAGGGGGCAAUAUCCUGGACGAUGACAGUACAUUGGAGAGUAUAGAGGGCGCCUUCAAACAGUUCCACCACUUCCUCGACCUCCUCAAGGACGCAGGCCUUGGGGAGUUGAUCACAAUGGCGGGACUGGACCACAAAGAAUCGCCAUUUGUCAGCGCUAGUCAACUCCCUGUCACAAAGGGACAAAGUUAUAGUCAACAACCCAAGUCAUCCACUCCCUACAACAGCGGGACUGCCAGCCGCAUCCCACCACACCCCGCUAAACCCAUGAAAAAGACCAACGGUUUCCUCGGCGACAUCACAUCCAGCAAUAAAGUGGCAACAUCUGGAUUCUCCGGCGGAACGUUCAGUGUCCAAGCGGCCAGCGAUCCCACAAUGAAACGACAUUUUGAGGGCACGUAUGACACUGCUGAGCAGGCAAAACGUGACGAGUUAUAUGAGAGAAUAUUACAGGAGACUUCAAACGCAUUCCACCAUAAUCGUACUGGCGGAAAGCCCCAAGGGGAGGCAAUGCAUGCUGAAAACAAAAAUAAACAAGACACUGACGACAAGGCAAAAGAAUGGAGUAAGAAAUUAGGCGAGGAAAUAGUGUUUGACGCCAGCGAGGUGGACGAUUCCCCUAAAGUUAGUCGCCCUGUGCCCCUCCCGAGGGGCAGGUCUAGUGAGGAGGAGGGGGUUAGUGUACAAAAUGGUAAACCUACAGACAGUGGUAAACCUGCUGAUACAGCAGGUCCUGGUCCAAGGGACGGGUCACGCAUGAGUGACUACAACUACAGUAUGGACAGCUUCGAACAGUCGUAUCUCAGCGAGCGAGGAGAGGUGGUGCGAUUCGACGGAGACUUCGACACUUAUGGAAGUUCACCAUCACCACCACCCCAAAUUAUAGAAAGUGAAGAAAAUGAUUUUUAGGGCAACAAAGAUUUUUUGUUUUAAAUUUAAUUGUCCAAUAACAUACAAUAACAGAUUUUCAAGCAUUGCUAACAAAACACUUUUUUUCAUAACUUUUUUUCUUGCAAAUAUUUAGAUAGGUUUUGUUUUUUUCGAAAAAUGACCGAUAUUAUUCAACUGUAUAAAUAUUCAUAUUUCUUCCAUCAAAAAUAUUUUUCCUGCUCAAUUAAUGUAGAGAGUCCAUUCGUUCCUUAUUUUCUGUAAGGAGGAAGAGUUUCAAUUCAUUUUAUAAUUGUCUGAUUUAGAAUUGCUUACCAAUUAGCUAUAGCAGAGUUGUUUGCGUAACAAACAUCUCUGCUCUGUCCCAGGACCUCUUGAUUAGAACGUAGGGCGCUUAUCCACUGCAUUACUAGUCAUGAUAAUCGUUAUUUUGUACUUUUCUGCAACAUAACUCAGAAAAAUAUCUAAAUGUUCUAACCCCAUAAAAAGCCUGAAGCUUAAAAUUAUUUUUGAUUAUAAACAGGAAAUUACAGUUUAAAGCCAGUACACAGUAAAGUUGUUGGACUCUAUACCUGAAUUUACACCAAAUAAAAAGUAUAGUGACCUGCCCUGGGCCUAAAGACAGUUAUCUCCCCUGGCCCACUAGACAGCUAUCACCCCUGGCACACUAGACAAUUAUCUCCCCUGGCCCACAAGACAAUUAUCUCCCCUGGCCCACUAGACAAUUAUCUCCCCUAGCCCACAAGACUGUUAUCUCCCCUGGCCUACUAGACAAUUAUCUCCCCUGGCCCACUAGACAGUUACCUGCCCCAGCCCACAAGACAGUUAUCUCCCUUUGCCCAUUAGACGAUUAUCUCCCCUGGCCCGCUAGACAAUUAUCUCUCCUGGCACACUAGACAGAUUAAGUACAGCACAUUAUUAUCAAAGCUAGGUCACAAAAAAUCUCACUCAAAAUAAUCGAGAAAAUGCAUAGUUCCGUCCAAAAGUUCAUCAUUUUCUCACAGUCCGUCCAGAAUUAAUUUACACCAAUAUGUUUGUGUAUUUCUAACUGCUGGUUUUAGUGUAGUUCUUGCUUUUCUUUUUUGAAAAAUUAUUGCAUGUUUGAUCUAAAAAUUAGAAAUUUAUGUAACUCUUUUCUUCAAUAUGCUCAAACUAUGUAAAAAAAGUCACAUCAAAUGAUCUGUUUGAUAUCACCCAUUCUUGUGCCUCAAGUAAGAUUGUCAUGGGUUGUCACAAACAGGAAAACGGGAUAUGUUUCCAGGUUUUUCUUCUGGUCAGUUAUUUUUAUAAUCCUGUGGUAUCUGUGAUAAAAUUAUCAGAAUCUCAUUACCAUUCCACAUGAUAGAAAAUGUGAAUCUGAACUUUGUUUUAGAAGUCAAAUUGGAUGAGAACUCGUUUUAUUGGCCUCUAUAUACAUCACUGACUUUUGUUUCUGCUGAAAGAAAAAUCAGAUUAAGAGAUGAUUUGCUUUAAGGAUCCUUGUCACACUGUACUGUAGUUUUUACAGUACCCUUCCUUUGAUUUCAUUUAAGAUAUAUUUUUAGCACAGUUACGGCCAGGACACUUCUGUUGACCAGUCAGUCCGUUAGAGUGACAGUAUAACAACCCUUAGUUCAGGGUUCGAAUCCCAGACAAGUCCCGCUGAUUUAGUUUUUAAUCAGGCCACUGUUGUUGUUAUUAUUUUGGUUUAUCUCAUAUCUACUAUAUUUCAUGAAAGAACAUGUAAAUCUGAACUUUGUUUUAGAAGUCAAAUUGGAUGAGAACUCGUUUUACUGGCCUCUAUAUACAAAAUAAUACAUCACUGAGUUUUGGUUCUGAAAAAAACACUCGGUUUCAAAGAUGAUUUGCUUUAAGGAUCCUUGUCCCACUGUAAUUAUUUGCUUUAAGGAUCCUUGUCCCACUGUAAUUAUUUGCUUUAAGGAUCCUUGUCCCACUGUAAUUAUUUGCUUUAAGGAUCCUUGUCACACUGUACUGUAGUUUUUACAGUACCCUUCCUUUGAUUUCGUUUUAGAUGUAUUUUUAGCACAGUUACGGCCAGGACACUUCCGUUGACCAAUCAGUCCGUUAGAGCGACAGUGAAACAACCCUUAGUUCAGGGUUCGAAUCCCAGACAAGUCCGGCUGAUUUAGUUUUUAAUCAGGCCACUGUUGCUGUUAUUACUUUGGUUUAUCUCAUAUCUACUAUAUUUCAUGACAGUCCGGCAAGGUAUGGGUUUUUUUUCCCAUAAAUUAUUUAUCAAUGCUAUUGUCAGGUAGACGAAAUCAGUUUUCAGUACCUAGUCACUGUUUUUGGCAGUGGUAUGGGGAUCCGUAAGUCCAUGUAGGGCUGCUCAUUCAAAAUUUGACACGUUGAACAACCUGUUUCAGUAAUGAGAGUGAGUCUGAGAGCAUGUCAACCCUUUAACACAGCCAAGAGUUUUCAGAGCACAACAUACUUGCAAACUUUUUGAAAUUUCCACAUGGGGAGAUUCUACAUUCUCAAAAUUAAAACACAAAUAAAAUGUGUGUCUAUACCCCCUAUAGACAAAGUAACCCUUUAAAAUUAUAAAUUUUGAGUUCUUUCAGAUGAAAUCAAUAGAUCUUCAAAUAUAGGAAUAGUUUAGCAAAUUCAC
Mizuhopecten yessoensis (Yesso scallop) is the source of this 5193-nucleotide messenger RNA. RefSeq names its product centrosomal protein of 78 kDa-like. Lineage: Eukaryota; Metazoa; Mollusca; Bivalvia; Pectinida; Pectinidae. Bases 141 to 2603 code for a protein of 820 amino acids. The transcript has 15 exons. Gene Ontology annotation, cellular component: centrosome. Gene Ontology annotation, molecular function: protein binding. The record is from RefSeq and is a predicted model, not a curated record.